AUGGACGUCCAUCCGGACCUCUCUAUCUCACCCAUAACAGUGGGCACAGUUGUGCUCCUGCACGGCAAGAACUUCUGUGGUGCAACAUGGGGAACGACGGCGCGUGUUCUCCUCUCGUCAGGCUACCGCGUCAUAAUCCCGGAUCAUAUUGGCUUCUGCAAGUCUUCCAAACCGGCCGCCUACCAAUACAGCCUGCAACAACUCGCGUUGAAUGUUCACUCCAUCCUCACCAAUCUGAACAGUACCGCGCCCUUGACUCUGAUAGGUCAUUCCCUGGGAGUGUCGCGGCUCGUCCUGGUGAACCCGAUUGGUCUGGAAGAUUGGAAAGCCAAAGGGUUUCCUUAUCAAUCUAUCGACCAGAUCUAUCUUGGCGAACGUGCCUCCAACUAUACUUCUAUCCGCGGGGGCCCGGAAGCUGAGUCCUAUGCCUUUGACCAGGCACUUAUCACCGACGCGGUGUACACACAACCCAUCGUUUAUGAACUUCCAUUACUGACGAAAACCAAAGUGCUGCUUUUAAAUGGGGCUAAGGAUACCACGGCCAUUGGGAAAACAUGGGCUCCACCAGAGGGCAAACGCAAGAAGUCCUCCCGCAAACCCACCGGUCCCAAAAAGCGCGAACCACUCGCCACAACCUUCACUUGUCUCUUCUGCAACCACGAGAAGGCCAUUCAGGUCAAGCUGGAAAAGAAACUCGGUGUCGGCACUUUAUCGUGCAAGGUCUGUGGACAACGGUUUCAGACCUCGAUCAAUUAUUUGAAUGCGCCGGUGGAUGUCUACUCGGAUUGGGUCGAUGCUUGCGAAGAGGUCGCGCAUAAGAAAGUCGAUGACGAGUUAGGCGGGAAUGCUGGUAAGGCUACUGCGGAGGACAUGGAUUUCAGUACAUAUGGGACUGAGAAUGGACCGAGACGAGGUGUGGCGGCCGAUGGUGAUGAGGAUCUUAUCAACGAUGAUGACUAUUGA
Endocarpon pusillum Z07020 is the source of this 963-nucleotide messenger RNA. RefSeq lists its product as uncharacterized. The transcript is spliced from 5 exons. Gene Ontology annotation, biological process: transcription elongation by RNA polymerase II. The record is from RefSeq and is a predicted model, not a curated record. Gene Ontology annotation, cellular component: transcription elongation factor complex. Gene Ontology annotation, molecular function: RNA polymerase II complex binding. The coding region runs from base 1 to 963 and encodes 320 amino acids. NCBI's taxonomy places the organism in Eukaryota, Fungi, Ascomycota, Eurotiomycetes, Verrucariales, Verrucariaceae.